This is a messenger RNA of Dermacentor albipictus, 1268 nucleotides long. RefSeq lists its product as uncharacterized. The record is from RefSeq and is a predicted model, not a curated record. NCBI's taxonomy places the organism in Eukaryota, Metazoa, Arthropoda, Arachnida, Ixodida, Ixodidae.
AGACCUUAGCUCUGUUGUUCAGUAUAUUUUAGGCCGUGGAAAGUAUAUCGAUUUACCGGAAUAAAGUCUGCGCACAUGGUACAAAAAAAAAAAAGAAGACCUGCACAGGCCCGACAAGAAGUGCGCGCUUUUGCUGUGGCUCGCGCGAAGGUCACAUGAAGAUUGCGAUGAAAACGAAGACACCAGUCGGGUAAACGGCCAUGGUGUGAAGCCGCAAAAGACCGGCGCCCCCCUCCCCUCCCCCGCCCCCUCACCGUUGCGACUCCGCAUCAUCCCUGGCCGCCCAAAAUGUCAGAUUUACCACCGGCGCCUGCGACCGUCCGCGAAGUGGAGUUCCGCCUGGGACCCACCCAGGACGGCGCGCCGGAGGUGGAAUUCCACGUGGAACCCGCUGCCAAGGGCCAGGGAUCCUCGGUCACGGUGAGCGUGACCACGACGUCGCCAGCAGAGCCCGAGGCCGGCCCGAGCCGCGGUGAGGACCUGACCUUCAGCGACCUGCCCACGGCCAACCGCGUCAUGGACUGCGUGCUGGCUGAGUUCCGCGGGCGGCCCGUGGUCCACGCGCGCUUGGGAAAUGUGCCGCUGCCGGACUUCACCGCGGGCGAGGCUCGCGUCUACUCGCCGCGCUUCUGGGACCUGAACGCCGUGUUUCGCGAGGGGGACGCCUACAUGCGUGCCAGCCCGUACACGUCGGGACAGCUGCCAGUUGAAGUACGGCUGCGCUCGCGAGUUGCCUGUCGGGAAGUCAAGUUUCAGUGCGACUUCGCCUAUUCUUACUUCCGCGGGCAGGUGGCACUGAAUUUCGAGCGAGUACUCAUAGGCGUCCUGCUGGUGCUCAGAGGGGGCUUCCCCGACGUCAAGUCACUGCAGGUGGAGAACAUCGGCGACUUUGACGUGUCGUCUUUGAUAGGCGUGCCGGCAGUACUCAAGUGGCUGGCCACCAAGGUCAUUAAGAAAGUCAUUCGCGACAACAGUCAGGUGAUCGCCAAGCUAGCGUCAAACGAGGUCAAGGACGUGCUUCAGGAAGCGAUCGCCGACCAGGACCUGACAUCUGUGCUGAAGGACGCACUGGCAGCACCAGACGCCAAGCAACAGUCCAGCGACCGGCCACAGAGUAGCGCCUGACCACACAGACCGCCUAGGGGUUGCGCGAGGGACAUGGAUGCCAUUUGUGAACUCUACUCUAUGCAUGGGAGGCUCGUGCAGGCCACCAUGACGCGCGAGGAAUAAAUUACACCGGAGCCGCAGCUUACGUGAAGGAAUUGUCA